Molecule: messenger RNA, 3270 nt
Organism: Williopsis jadinii
Lineage: Eukaryota; Fungi; Ascomycota; Saccharomycetes; Phaffomycetales; Wickerhamomycetaceae
Exons: 1
Coding region: 426-3200 (924 amino acids)
Biological process (GO): ubiquitin-dependent endocytosis
Cellular component (GO): cytoplasm; cytosol
Molecular function (GO): protein-macromolecule adaptor activity; ubiquitin protein ligase binding
Source: RefSeq, a predicted model, not a curated record
AACGAUCACCGCCAUUUCGUCUUGGUCGAAACCCGCGAUCAUCUGUUGAGUUACAACAAGACCAUAGUCAUAGCAUAGUCAAAGGGAAAGGGGGAGAAGUGCAGCCUUGAUUUAUACAGUGGGGCACCAAAAUAAUCCUUAUCGACCACUUUUCCUGUUCUUGACCAUCUGCGAUCUCGUUUCCAGGCUGUGCGUGUACAUUGUUUCUUUUUUUUUCUCUCUUUUCUGUCUUAGGGGGAAUAAUUUGUCCCAUAAUUCCCUUGCCCAAUCGGUGUGGACUAGCCUCGCAUCUGUGAUCACUAUACAUACAGUACACACAGACAUUACACACGCAUUAAUUACUCUGGAAGGAUUAAGUCGAAAUUCAAAAAAACGUCUCUUCCUAAUACCUCCAAAGCUGGGCAUAUCAACAGCAGCUUAAAACCAUGAGUCCCAACACCCUCUACACAGCGGACACGGGUGCUCUGUUCCCAUUGGAUAGACAACUUGAGAUAAAAAGCGACACCAAACCAUUAACGCACACAAGCUCAAUUCGGGUUUACCUCCAGCUGGCUGAGGAUAACAUCUUCCUACAAGGGUUUGACCACAACAGCUUUGAAGGAAGACCACCCACAAUCCUACGUGGAGCACUCGUUGUAAGAGUCCUCAAACCGACCAAGAUCAAAUCCCUCACGCUGACUUUCAAAGGUAUCGCACGUACCGACUGGCCCGAAGGUAUCCCUCCCAAGAAGAACGAAUACGUUGAAGAGAACGUUGUCAUCACACACACAUGGCCCUUCUUCUCACAGUGCACAGGAGGGACUAACAGCGGCGCGGACAUCGUUAGAUCGCCACAGGGGCUCUAUGCGGUUCAUAGUAACCUCGGUGUGCUAUCGCAUGAAGAUGUUAGUUCACUGAACUUGGACGCCGCUUCGCAAACUACAACGACAAAUGCCAAAGCAAACCCGUUUUCACUCCUGAAGAAAGUGGCAUCACCAGAGAGAAAUAGGUCGAAUUCGCUCAUUAGCUCCAUGAGUAAUGAAAACUUGGGAGAUAGCCACUAUGUCUUCGAGCAAGGUGAUUACGUCUACAAUUUUGAGCAUCCAAUACAGGCCUCUACCCCAGAGAGCAUCGAGGCCACGUUUGGCUCUGUAAGGUACUAUCUCGAGGUGCUGAUCGAACGGUCUGGUGCCUUCAAGUCCAACAUAUCGGCCAAAAUGCCGGUCACUAUCAUUAGAGCACAGUGCGAUGAGUCCGUGGAAGACUCGGAGCCCAUUGCCAUCAGCAGAGAUUGGGAAGAUCAGCUUCAUUACGACAUCCUCAUUGCAUCAAAGGCCAUGAUCUUGGACGCCUACAUCCCAAUAGCCUUUAAGCUGAUUCCUUUGGACAAGAUCAAACUGCACAGAAUAAGGGUUUACGUUACUGAAAAUGUCGAAUACUACUGCCGUAAUAAGAAAGUACACAGGAUGGAGCCCACGAGGAAAUUCCUGUUGCUGGAACAUAGAGCUCCUCCUCCAAAGGAUGCCCCGCCAAAUGCUGAUCCAAAGACAAAGAAGAUGGGCAAUUUGCUAACGUCUGAUGGCUAUGACCUGACAGCAAAGGAAUUUGAAUUCCAAUUGUUUGUUCCAGAGAAGCUCAACGGCACCCAGAAGUUACAUCCAAACACUUCGUACCAAAAUAUCAAAGCACAUCAUUGGAUAAAGAUUUGUCUACGUCUCUCCAGGGUUAUAGAUGGGAAACCAAAGCAUUAUGAAAUCAGUAUCGACUCUCCAAUCCACGUUCUGCAUUCAAAAUGUUCGCAUGCAAAUACUUUGCUUCCAGCAUACGGCAUACCUCAGUUUGACUCCACGCAUUGUAACCAUGACUCGAACAUUUACUUUCCAAAGGACAUUGUGGACUCUCCGCCGUUAUCGCCUGAAGUUGAAGCAGUUGACGUGAACCAUAGAAGCAUAUACUUGGCUUUGAAUGGGUCAAGAUCUCGCUCAAGUUCAAGUUUGAGCCAUUCACUGCCAAACUUCGAAUCAACAUUAUCAGCAAACUUGUACAAACCACACGAAAUCCAUAAAGAACUGACUUCUCCACAGGCGUUGCCUUUGUCACCGAUGUUAUCACCAAUGCUCUCUGUGACAUCUGACCGUGAUGACGAUCUACCACCUCCUUUUGACGACGACUUGCAGUCGUUAUCACCUGUACAGCCCCAUGGCAUUGAUGCCAUUAUGGACACUGCAUCACCACCUUUGAAGAAUCCACCAAAAAACCCGCCUUCUUAUGAUGAGAUUAUGGAUACAACUUCACCAAGGUUACGAUCCAUUAUAGUCCCACACAUUGAGCUGACAAGGGCAUCAGAGUCGCCAAACACACCUACGGGAGAUCCAAAUGAUUUGGCAAGUGACUUCUCAUUUGGUGGGACAUCACCAAUUAUGCCGUCUUCUGUGAUGAGAGCAACCGCACCUGAAGCACAGCUGAUCAGAGCUUCGGUCAGGUCCGCUGCAUCGACACCAAGGGCAUCUUUGGACCUGAAUAGAACCUCACCAAGGCCUUCUGCUGAAUUCAGCGUAAGAGGAUCUAACGAAAUCGAUAACAUUCUGUCGGAUCAUGAAGAUGAAGAUGAAGAAACACCGGUUGUGGUUGCACAACCAAUUGGAAGUCCAGUGUCCAGAACAAGCUCCAUUUCCCCUUCAACUAACACAACAGUCCCAUACAUUGAUGAAGAUAUUGCAGAUAUGGCACCAUUGCUGAAUACAACGUCUACAGUGGACUCUGUCGAUGCGUUUAACCCUACGAGAUUCCAAUCAGUGGAAUCUUUCCCAAGAAGGGAGUCCCAAAGUGCUGACAUCAGUGGCUUGUAUCAAUCCCCACAAAAUAUCUUCACUGGCAGCUCCAUCUUUGACUCUCCAUUCGUCUCUCAAAGACAGCCAUCGUUUUCCACACCUCCUGUUAGACCAGUUUCUGGAGUACGCCGUCGUUCAAGUGCUCAAACUGCAAAUCCUGUGAUGGCAGUACUAGGUGGUGAUGAUCAAGAUGAGAUUAUUGAAGAAUCUGAAAGCGUUGCUAAUUCACCUAGUGAUAGUAGCACCUUUCAAGAGAACGAUCAUUCGAGCUCAACGCUUGCUAGUGGUGGUGGUGAUGUUGCAGUUACAGGUGUUAGAAAGCCAUCGCCUAUCAAUAUUGACUCAUCAGGGGCAGAUGCUCAUAAUGAGAGUGCCCAAGUUCCAUCCUAAUAUGUGCAAACCAACAUAUUUUUCGUAUAACUUUUAUCAUUCAUUUAAUUUAAUAGUAAUCAUAAGUUAA